GCGCGAGGGAGAGUGUGAGUGAGGAGAGCCGGAGCGCAGGCAGGCAGGCAGGAAGGGCCUGACGACGGUGGCUGAAGGAAUAGGAAGAAGAAGAUGGCGGACGGGGACAGCGGGAGCGAGCGAGGGGGCAGCGGGAGCGGCAGCGGAGGUGGCGGCGGAGGAGGAGGAGGCGGCGGUGGCGGAGGAGGCGGCGGAUUCCAGGGGCAUCGUGGCGGCGGCGGCGGGCCGGGCCCGGAGCAAGAGACGCAGGAGCUGGCGUCGAAGCGCCUGGACAUCCAGAACAAGCGCUUCUACCUGGACGUCAAGCAGAACGCCAAGGGCCGCUUCCUGAAGAUCGCCGAGGUGGGCGCCGGAGGCUCCAAGAGCCGCCUCACGCUUUCCAUGGCGGUGGCCGCCGAGUUCCGAGACUACCUGGGAGACUUCAUCGAGCAUUACGCCCAGCUGGGGCCCAGCAGCCCUGAGCAACUGGCGCAGGCCUCGGCCGGGCCCGGCGGGGAGGACGGCGGCGGACCCCGGCGGGCCCUCAAGAGCGAGUUCCUGGUGCGCGAGAACCGCAAGUACUACAUGGAUCUGAAGGAGAACCAGCGCGGGCGGUUCCUGCGCGUCCGGCAGACGGUGAACCGGGGCCCGGGCGGCGGAGGCGGGCCGGGCUUCCCCGGAGGAGGCCCCCCAGGUCUCCAGAGCGGCCAGACCAUCGCCCUGCCCGCCCAGGGCCUGAUCGAGUUCCGCGAUGCCUUGGCCAAGCUCAUCGACGACUACGGAGCCGACGAGGACGAGCUGGGAGGUGGCGGCGGCGGAGGGGGCCCUGGCGGCGGAGGCCUCUACGGCGAGCUUCCCGAGGGCACCUCCAUCACGGUGGACUCGAAGCGCUUCUUCUUCGACGUGGGCUGCAACAAGUACGGCGUCUUCCUGCGCGUCAGCGAGGUGAAGCCUUCUUACCGCAAUGCCAUCACAGUUCCCUACAAAGCGUGGGCCAAGUUCGGCGGGGCUUUCUGCCGCUAUGCCGACGAGAUGCGAGACAUCCAAGAGCGCCAGCGGGAUAAGCUCUACGAUCGACGAGCUGGCCCCGCCGGACCGGGAAGCGGCAGCGGCGCCGGAGACGAUUCCGACGGAGACGAUGUGGACGACGACUGAGCCUCUUCUUCCUCCCUGCCCCCCAUCGCGUUGACAACCUCCCUCCCCAACCACCUGCACUCUACCACGGAGGUUGCCAUGGGGGGGAGGACUGGUGAAAACAGGGAAGAAGCCAGAUCCCAAGCCUUCCUUCUUUCCUUCUAUCAAUGGGGAGAGAGCGAGUGAGCAACGAGAUUACCUGCAUACACCCACUGACCUGCAUCACUUCUGGAAUGGCCCCUUCAAUUCUUGUCUCCCCACUCUUUAUUUUUCCCGAGGAUACAACAUCCGUCAGCCCACCAGCCCAUCAUGAAAGACUGGGCUUUACAUCAUCAUUGUCCUCACCUUGGGGAGAGAGAAAUCCCUAUGACCUCAGUUCACUUCGACCCCACCCCAAUGUUGUAGGGAAGGAGAUCAUUGUGAUCUGAAUCCACCCUGGCCUUCCAGAUAUGUUUUAUUUCGGGGAAAUGGGGGAUAUAAGUUAUUUGGAUGUCAUCUUCUCCCCCUUCCCCCUUGCAUUUUUGAGGUCAUGUCCUCCACUGAAAACCAGCAUCUUGGAGACUAUAUGGCCACUGAGCACAGUUUGAAGGGUGGGGAGAAGCCACUGCAGCUGUCCAGAUCCUUGGGGGUGGGGAUGUGUGCAGAUCCUGAUGGAGCAGCUUGUUCAGGGUUGUAAAGAUCAAUAAUCAUGGGCUUAGUCCAGCACAAAUCGGGGUAUUAAGUGCAACAGUGAGGGGGACAAAGUGGGUGGGCAGGGGGAAGGAACAAGCAAAAAAACCUAGAGCUUUGAAAAAAUGUAGUUGGGAGGGGGGAGCCUGUAUCUGGACCAAUGUCCAUUGUCCUUUUUUUUCCUUUGCAGAAUUGUUGUUUUAUUUCUGGGAUGCAGAUUGCUAAACUCCAGGUGCCUGAACUGGAAUUGAUAGAUUAAUUAAUUUAACUCUGGCAGUUUCUAAAGAUAUUAAAUGGUAUUUUCUUUUCUUUUUUAAUGGGGGUUGCAAACAGGUAGGUUAAAGGAAAAACAGGCAUAAAGCACAAGGAAUGCAGAAUGGACGAGUUGUUGCUCACUAAAGUUCUUCCCCUCUCCAAAUAAGGUGAAAGAGCAAAUUAGGAGGGAGACAUUGGAGCUGCCUUUCCACAGGCUUCAAAAGAUGACCCAGUCAAAUAAGUGGAAUCUGGUCUGAAGCUGGGUCUUACAGAAAAUCUUAAAAUUGUAAUCUUGCAAACAAAGCAUGUGGCUAAAAGACUGAUUAGGAAACUGAAGGCUUCUUUCAUCGUGCAAAUCAGUGGACUUUUUCCGUGAAUACAGUCAUCAAGAACCUCAGGUCCAGAAGUCCGGUAUCAGUUAUUCUUUUUAACAAGAUUCUUUUUUUUAAAGCAAAAAGCGAACUCAGUCCAUUUCCUCAGUACCUCACGUUAUGUUAACAGCAGAGUUGGCAAGCAUAGAUUGAUGGUAUGGAUUGUUCAGAGCAAUGCAUGCCUUGUGCAAGCUUGAUAUCCAUUGUUGAAAAGGAGCAGAAACAAACCGUCAAAGUUCUGUGACUAUGAACAUACCCUAGCAGCAUUUUACCACCUUCAGAUUUUAAUGUAGACUGGCUACUGCCCAUUGUCCAAUUAUCUUUCCCAAAUGAAGUUGGGUGUCCCCACACCCACCCAAGGAAUUGCCUCAUCUAUAUUUUAAAUGGAUUCUUAUCUAAAAUGGUAUUUUUUUAAAACAAUGUCAGUCCUGGCCCCUCCAAAAAGAUGUUUUUAGAUACAUUAUAUACUAGCAACUUUGAACUGAAUGGGUAUUACUCUGUUCAUUGCAAAGUUUCAGGUAUUAUUUGCGUGACAUCUUAGAGGCAGGUAAACCUUCCUCUACAAUCUAUUUAGUAUUUUUAAAAUUGUGCAUGCCUGUACUUUAUUUGAGCUGCCUUUUUAAUUUAUUGCAUACCCUUAUUACCUUAUUUUGGUAUUACUUUUAUCUAUCCUAUCUUUGUUUUAUAUUUAUUAGUAAGCAAGGAGACAUAUAAAAGGCAUUUCUUCACACAGGUGUGGCUGGAGUGGGGAAACUGGCUGGAAUUUUCUGUUUAAAAAAUAGUUUUGCUGUAGUUAUCGAGAUCAGCAAAUAAUUUCAGAGUAGUUUGUCACAAAAAUUUCUGCCACACAAAUGAUUGUCUAUUUUACAGCUAAUUCUUUACUCCCAGUGUCCAUAGUAGAUCUUUUAUCGUAUCUUUGAAGAAACUUUUCUUUCCAUUUUUCUCCGUCGCAAAGAACUUGUUUCCUGAAUUGUAAUGGGAGCAAUAGUAUUUCUUGAUGUUUUAAUUACAUCUGUAUACUUGUACUGUAUUUUGUACUCUCCAAGGCAGCUGUUUUCAAUAAUGUCCUGCUGUAUUUACCUAUGUAUUUUUGUUCAAAUGUAUGUGGUUCUUUGCUGCGGAGAACAAUUUUCACCAACAAAAGUUUCAGCGGACAGAUUAACUGGGAUACCGCAGCCCUCUAAGAUUGCAGAAACAGUCUGCUUAAUGAAUUAGAACUCUAGGCAGCAAUGAAAAUUAAGCCUGCAGAUGCUUGGUGUAUAUUGCUGUAACUCUUCACUCAUUUUAAAACAAUGUAUAAUAUUUGUAUAGACCAAUGAUGUUUUGUUGCUUCAGUGGUAAUUGGUUUUUUUCUUUUGUUGCUCAGCUGCUGUGAGCCAAUUAAGUUCUUGCAAAGAUGCAGUACCUCUCCUUUUCAGGAGGAUUUUUUGGCUGAAUUGCAGUAACUAGCCUUACCUUUGUAUUAUGUGGUAGUGACAGGGUUUUGAUUGUCCCUGGCCAGUGGCUACAUAAGCUAUAAUUAGCUGCCUAGGAAAUAUGUGGAAGUGGACAGGAGCAUAUAUCAAUUGUAUGCCAAGAACGCUGCCAUAUAUGGUAUUGGCUUUGGCAAACAGAAAGUCUCCUUUAGCCAUUAGUUAAACCAAUGUAUAUUGAAUACACAGAUUUGUACAAGUUGACACAUGACCCUUCAAGAUGUAUAGGUGGUGACAAUACAGUGUGUCAGUAAUAGCAUCUAAAUUACAAUACUGGCCUGUGCCCUCUUAAGUAUAAAUGAUAGGUUUUUAAAUUUUAACUAAUACUGAGGUUAAUGGCCAAGCCUCUUGCUGUGGGAAAAUUGGUCAUAGUGGCACAUGUUAGGUGCAGAGGUUCACUGAGGAAAUUGUUCUUUCUUCUUAUUGGGCAAUAGAACUCUGGAGAGUGUGGGCAAUGAGGGAAGAGGCUUGUCUGAAAUGUACAGCUUUGAACGUGUUUUCCCCUGCAGAACUUUGAAUUUGUGUGCUUAAAACAGUGGAGACUACAAAGAUCAUUUCAGGGUCUUUUAGAAGCAUUUAUGGCCUCUAAUUAAAGAAGAAUAAUUAUUGAAGUAGGCUGUGAUAGAAAUCACCUCACCCUGACUGCACAAGCCACAUCUUAAAAAUCACGCUGCUUUCUAAGCUGGUAGUUUCUCAGUUUUCUCUGUGCAUAUUCUAAAUAGGCAACCUUAUGCCUAUUCAGAGUAGCUGCUGUAUGUGAUGGGAUAGUCAGUCACAUUGGAAAAACGUAACACCUGGAUUGUAUCUGAGAUGAGCAAAUCCUGUUAUUCCUGUUUAUAUUCUUGUGCAUAAAAGUCAAUUUUGGUAAGCCCCCCCCCCCCUUUGGUGUUGCAGUUAAAUCAUAUCUUGGAUUUUAUCUGCAGCACUGUUGACAAUGCUUCGCUGCAAUUUACAACCACUGGAUCCAGCAUACCUGUGCUCAUAUUAGCUCAGUUGUAGUAAAGUUACUGGAGUUAAGAUGUUGCAUGUUGAGGUAUGCCGAUUUAAGUGGCUUGUGGAUCAACUGUCCUUUUAAAAUGUAGAUUCCAUAGGGGGGAAAUUGGACAGCCUUUCUGGUGAGUUCCUGCAUAUCUGGCAUUUUUAGACUUCUAUUGUCCUUGGAAUUAUGAUUCUGGAAUGCAACUGUCAAAGCAUCUGCUGUACAAAAAGUGUAAAUCUUGUAUAGCACCAAAAUUGUAAAUAUUUGAGGCAUACAGGUUUAAACACCCGUAGCUUUAGCUCACAUCUAGUUACGGGUUCAUUUUCUUAUUUCCAUAGCUGUCUAACUGCAAAGCAGUUCUAGGCCUAACAGUGAAGGCUGGCUUUUUUUCUCUCUCUCAAAGUUAGCCAGCACUGUUGCAGACCCUGGAAUGAUCUUUGCAAUAAAUCAGAUCUUUUUUUAAAAAGUGAAGAUUCAAGCUUCUGCUUCCGUUUUUUCCCCCAAAACACACUUAAUUAUCCUGUCCUAUUUGCAUAGUUUUCAGGAUAAUGGGCACAAGAGGCAGGCUACGAUAAGUCCCUCAUAUUGAGUGGUCCCAUCAUUGACUGCACACUUCAGGUAUUGGAAUAGCUGAGGGUGACUUGUGACAGUGUGAUCUGCUCCAACCGUUAAAGGGGGUGUAGUGUAUUGACUACACAGGACAUUUGAAAAGUAACUAACUCAGGCUACUUUUCUCUUGUGAGGGUGGCAGUUUUGUGAUUUUUGUGGAAAACUGUUCAAUGCAUAAAAAUGCGUGGACAUCUCAAAAGUUUUAACAGAUUAUGGUACUUUAUCUGAUGCACAAUUUAAUCUCUCAGCAGAUAUUCAGUUUUUAUUUAAAAACAAACAAACAAACUUGUGGCCUUGACUCUAACUUUGUGGAAGGGAGGAGAAUCUAGUUUUCCCUAUAUGAAAGUGGCACUUUUUUCCGCUUCAAAUUAUUCUAAU
Gekko japonicus is the source of this 5846-nucleotide messenger RNA. RefSeq names its product purine-rich element binding protein B (gene PURB). The transcript has 3 exons. Bases 94 to 1134 code for a protein of 346 amino acids. Gene Ontology annotation, cellular component: nucleus. Gene Ontology annotation, biological process: regulation of transcription by RNA polymerase II. The record is from RefSeq and is a predicted model, not a curated record. Gene Ontology annotation, molecular function: RNA polymerase II transcription regulatory region sequence-specific DNA binding; purine-rich negative regulatory element binding; DNA-binding transcription factor activity, RNA polymerase II-specific. Lineage: Eukaryota; Metazoa; Chordata; Lepidosauria; Squamata; Gekkonidae.